GGCCGAAAUCUGAAUCGUGCUGAAAAAGGCCGAAUCCUUAACCAAAUCCUGGAUUCGGUGCAUCCCUAAUUAUUUACCAAUCUCUCUGUCUGUACUUGGCUGAGAGAAUGUGCAGAACUGACAGGCUUACUUUUCUCACAAGGAGCUUCCACAGUAACAGUUGGUGUGAGCAUGAUUCAGCAUGGAGGAGGGAGGGACUUUGCUAGUUGCUAAGUGACGUCAUAGCUAGUGAGAAGCCACUCCCAUUCAGCAGUAGCUUGAACUGUCUCUCAGUGAAAGCACCCUCAUUGCAUGUAGUAAUAUGUCAUUUUACUAAAAAAGUAAGCAUUUCUGCUAAAGAAAUAUAUUUGAAAAUUUUAGUAUUUCCACCUCAACUAUCCAUUCAGAGAAUUUAAAUUUCGCGAUAGAUCCCCUUUAAGUUUCAGAAACAUUGUUUUUUUUCCUGGCUGUUCAGUGCAGGAGAUCAAAGAGAAAGUUGGGACAUUUCAUUUAAUCUGGAACUGUGGGCUGAGCUGACCUGACUGUUGUGAUUGUCCUGUAAAAAACAGGACAGUUGGGAGGUAUGAAACACUACUCUGGUAUGACACUAGCCUUGUGUAUUUAUUGUGCGUGGCCUCGCCCAUUAUAUGUCAGCAGGUGCAUAUAAGUCAGUGCACAGCCAGAUCCAGAAACUAUUUACAACUGAGCAGAGAUCAGGAGAGACAACCCCAGAGAACCACAAUCAUUUUAUAAUAGUGAACAUUGGAACAACAGUGAAAGAAUGGCUGAAGCAGAUGCCAUUGGGUUUACUAGCGAAAAGCCAGAUAAGAUGAAUUCUCCACUCGGAAAACCAGAUAACUCAAUGGUGUAUAACAUGAAUUAUAAACAAAAAGGUCUUUGUUUGAUUCUAUGCAUGGAGACAUUUCAUAAAGAUCUAAAAGAAAAAGGAGUGGGUGCUCGAAACAGUAAAAAUGAUAAGAAGGAGCUUGAAAGUAUCUUCACAGAGAUGGGAUUUGAGGUGCGACUUGAGGAAAAUAAAACUGCUGAUGAUAUUGAAAAUCUUUUGACCGACAUUGCAAAGGAGGAUCACAGUGGUAGAGGUUGCUUUGCCUGCGUUGUGAUGAGUCACGGUGAUAAAGACUUUUUUUAUGCUUCUGACCAAGAAUAUCAAAUAGAUGCACUGGCUGAGCCAUUCCGUGGAGAGAAAUGCAAAAGUCUUUUUGGGAAACCAAAAUUAUUUUUCAUUCAGGCAUGCAGGGGAAAUAAGGUCGACUCCGGGGUGGUGAAAGAUGCUGGAGAUCUAACAACUACUGCUUGUAAAAUUCCAACAGAAUGUGAUUUCCUGUACUCUUACGCUACUCCACUUGGAUAUUUUGCUUGGAAAAUACCUGGUGAAUCCUGGUUUAUUCAGUCUCUAUGUAAAAUGCUGAAAGAAAACUGGCAGAAAAGGGAUCUCCUGCAAAUACUGACCCGUGUAAACCACAAGGUGGCCUAUGAUUAUAAUAAAAAGAAGCAAAUGCCAUGUUUUCUAUCUCUGCUCACAAAGGAACUAUACUUUUUCCACAAGACAGAUCAAGAUUAAACCAUUAGAAAUGAUUUUGUCACACAUUCCUACCCAUGCUAAUUUGAAAUAAAAUGUUUUUCUCGUGCAAAAAA
Molecule: messenger RNA, 1635 nt
Organism: Xenopus laevis (African clawed frog)
Lineage: Eukaryota; Metazoa; Chordata; Amphibia; Anura; Pipidae
Gene: casp3.L
Product: caspase-3
Exons: 7
Coding region: 761-1561 (266 amino acids)
Source: RefSeq, a predicted model, not a curated record